UCAUCUGCAUACCUUCGCAUCUUUACACAGCAACGUCUGCCUGCUCAAUCCAUCCAUCCAUCGAAGAGGCAUCUUAUUUGCAGUCUCUUUGGAUCCACCCCAUCGCAUCCUGCCCCGUCGAGUUUUCCUUCAUCUAACACUCGACCUAGACAAGUACAAAUAGGGUGCGACGAUGACGGAUAAACUUCCUCCCCAGCUGCUCGCGCUCUUCGCGCCGCGACCUCCCCUUCGAUGGGUUCCUCACAUCGACCAAGCUCCCGAAGCGCGCAAGACAGCCCGUGUCACUGGACUGGCACAAUACCUUCCCGCUCUCAAUGCUUACAAGGACAACGAUGGCUACGUCCCCACUGAGAGUUGGCUGCAAAUGCGCGAUCGCAAGAAGCUGGAGAAGAAGGCAGCUGCCGAGAAGCUCUUGACUGAAGGACCACUGCACUACAAGCCCCAGGAAGACCCCAACAUCCGUGGAGAUGCCUUCAAGACCCUCGUUGUCGCCAGACUCAGCUAUGAAGCAAACGAACAGGACCUCGAAAGAGAGUUCGGACGAUUUGGUCCCAUUGAACGUAUUCGCAUCAUCACUGAUGUCAAGGCCCAUGAGAAGCCCAACAAGAAGAAGAAGCCCCACCGUGGAUAUGCUUUCGUUGUGUUCGAACGUGAGAAGGACAUGAGAGGUAAAACAACCAUUGAUUUUUUCCAACAGCUUUCAACAUGUCCCUCACCUGAGAUGUGGCCCUCAAGCUUGCCUAUCUCUCCCCUUUCCCUACCAUUUCAUUGCUCCAAGGUAUGAUACAAUGGUAAGGCUUUACUGACAAAAGCGCGUUGCUGCGCACGUGUAAUUAGCUGCUCUAGAUGGUUGUGAUGGAAUUCGCAUCAAAGAUCGUCGUAUCAAGGUGGAUGUAGAGAGAGGCCGCACGGUUAAGGGCUGGAAGCCUCGUCGUCUUGGGGGUGGUCUCGGUGGUCGUGGAUACACGAAGGCCGCC
Molecule: messenger RNA, 977 nt
Organism: Pseudomassariella vexata
Lineage: Eukaryota; Fungi; Ascomycota; Sordariomycetes; Amphisphaeriales; Pseudomassariaceae
Product: U1 small nuclear ribonucleoprotein of 70kDa MW N terminal-domain-containing protein
Exons: 3
Coding region: 173-784 (203 amino acids)
Biological process (GO): mRNA splicing, via spliceosome
Cellular component (GO): precatalytic spliceosome; U1 snRNP; U2-type prespliceosome
Molecular function (GO): mRNA binding; U1 snRNA binding
Source: RefSeq, a predicted model, not a curated record